AUGGUAAACCACACUGUUUCAACCCUGUUAUUCACUGGAUUUGGUGAAAUCGGCAGCAGCUUGACAUACUUGUAUUUCGCUCUCACCCUUGCUGCGUUCCUGCUCACGGUUUUUGUUAACCUAGUCCUGAUCGCUGUGAUCUACCUCAAAGAGAAUCUCCACCAGCCGAUGUAUGUCUUUCUUUGUAAUCUCUGCAUUAACGGCGUGUAUGGAAGCCUAGCGCUCUAUCCCACACUUCUCAAUAGCUUUCUGUCAAACCCCAGAGUGAUUUCCCGCGUCGGUUGCCAAUUUCAAAUAUUCUUUUUAAACACUUACGCUGGUUUUGAAUGCACUAUUUUGUCAGUGAUGGCGUACGACAGAUACGUGUCAAUCUGCAAGCCGUUACAGUACCACAGCAUCAUGACGACCUCCUACAUUUCCAUACUACUGUUUUUUGCCUGGCUCUUUCCUGUUUGUCUUUUCGCUGUAAUGGUAGCAUUAACAUCCAGCCUUCCACUGUGCGGCAACACCAUAGAGAAAGUAUACUGUGAUAACGGGUCAGUUGUCCGGCUGUCGUGUGUAGACACGUCUAGGGAAAGAAUGUACGCGAUUUUUGUAACACUCUUAAUUCCAUGUGUGCCGCUCCUUCUCGUUCUGCUCUCCUAUCAAAAAAUACUCGGUGCUUGCUUAAAAGCUUCCUCUGAAAGUCGAGUCAAAGCGCUUAAUACCUGCAUACCACACAUUGUCACUUUUCUCAACUAUACCGGGAACAUUCUUUUUGAGGUUAGUAGCAAUCGGCUUGAAAACACCAAUGUGCCUUUUCAUGCACGCAGCUUCAUGUCCUUACAAUUAUUAAUUACCCCCCCGCUUCUCAAUCCUAUCAUUUAUGGGAUAAAAUUACAAGAAAUAAGGAAAGCAAUAGUGCAAAUAAUCCACAAGUCAAAGGUUAGAUUCACAUUUCAAUAACAAUAACCGACUGUAUAGAAAUCGUGUAUGGAGUUACAGUACGCGGCAUAUUUGACCAAUGUACCAAUAUAUUUUUAAUUGUAUUUACAGUUACCUGUAUUUGUAAUGGGGGGAGCGAAAUAAGGACGGAGGGGCACAGCGUGAGCGCGGCACUUACAAAACCACCACCGCUAUGCCUAAUUUACCAGCACAGGUUAUUUUACUGGGAAAGCACAAUUUAAGAAUCACAAGAAAGAGGAGCACAAGCAAAAAUGGAGUUAAUGUUUUUAUUUUUAAAAUAUACCUUUUGAAUAUACAUUUUGUAUUUACAACCAGAGAUUAGGCUAUAUCUUCACAGACGUAAGGGCUUCUUAAAGACAGGCAUAUUCGUUAACACCAGCUACACACAUUACAGACUGCUUCAAAUAUACAUCAAACCCAAGUCAGCAUCACAGGUUGAAAAGCACUAAAGGGAACCCGAAGCAGAAUACAACAACGGUGAAUGUUUUGAAUGCGUGUUUGAAUGUGUACAUUUUAAAGCAUCUUUUAUUGUCAGUUCUUAUUAUUUAAAAAAUAUAUUCAUUAAACGAUUGAAUGAUUGAAUAAAUAAUAAAAAUAUUUUUUAAAAAUGUAUGGUUUAAACAAAAUCUUUUGAGGCUGUAAAACAUGAAUGGAUAUUGAACAUGUCAUCAUUUUUACUAACCAAAACUUUAAUGUAUGUGUCUAUUAAAUUGAUUGUCGUUAUCUGUGUAUACAGCGCAAUUAAUGGCAGGAGUAGAAAUGUUUAAGAAUGUUUACAAUUAGUUGGGUAAUUUAUGUAUCUAUGUACUGUACUGUAUAAACUCAGCCGUCUUUCGAUACAUUUACUAAGAUGUGUUGUUGUGUUUCGUUUUUUUGUGUGCAAUA
Molecule: messenger RNA, 1830 nt
Organism: Acipenser ruthenus (sterlet)
Lineage: Eukaryota; Metazoa; Chordata; Actinopteri; Acipenseriformes; Acipenseridae
Product: olfactory receptor 10A3-like
Exons: 1
Coding region: 1-945 (314 amino acids)
Biological process (GO): G protein-coupled receptor signaling pathway
Cellular component (GO): membrane
Molecular function (GO): olfactory receptor activity; G protein-coupled receptor activity
Source: RefSeq, a predicted model, not a curated record